Molecule: messenger RNA, 354 nt
Organism: Caenorhabditis elegans
Lineage: Eukaryota; Metazoa; Nematoda; Chromadorea; Rhabditida; Rhabditidae
Source: the annotation of a RefSeq genome assembly
AACACUCCUGAAACCCCAGAUCUUUAUUUUCCAAUAUCUUUAUCAAAAGUUAAAUGCUACACAAUCGGAUAUGAUAGAAACAUCAGAAAAUAUGAAACACCAGAAUUAACAGCGUUUCAAAAUUACAAAUUUUUAAUGACAAAUGAGACUUAUUUCGACGAUGCCAAUGGGUCACAUGUUUCUUAAUGAUGUCCCAUACUACAUCUGCAAUACUGACUUUUGCAACAUUGAUAUUGAAACUGCAUUGACUAUGGCCAGAAAUGCCACCACGACAGCAGACAACGGUUUGGACAAUCGAAAUGUUAUUUAUGGAUUAUUUCUUAUUCCUAUAAUUCUAUGGUUGAAGUUUUGAAA